AUGUAUAGCCCGCGUCAAAAGCCAGAGGACAAGGUCAAGGAAUCAGAGUGGCUGAAAGAUGCAACCCAAACGCUUAUGGUUGCUUCAGUCUUAAUAGCAACAGUGGCGUUCACCGCAAACUUUGCUCUUCCUGGAGGUUACAGAGCCGAUGAUCAUAAAAAUGGUGGCACGCCAACACUUGCUGGGAGUUUUGUUUUUGAUGCAUUCAUGAUGGCCACAACAUUAGCUUUCAUCUGCUCCUCAAUAGCCACCGUUGGUUUCGCGUAUGCCGGAACUCCCAUGGUUAACUUGAUCGCCCGCAGAGUCUACUUUGGCCUAUCUGCACGUUUCAUGUCGAGUUCAGUCACAUGCAUGUCUAUCGCUUUUGCACUGGGGGUGUAUAUGGUGCUUGCACCAAUUGCUCGUGAUACCGCUAUUGCUGUUUGUGUUAUUACUCCUGCCGUGUUGCUAAGUGCAAAUAUGGAGGCUAUUUUGAAAUUGGUUAUUCUUGCACUACCGUUAUGCAUUAGGAAAGGGCUAUUCCUAGGAAUGGUACAGCUACUAAAGUUAUAUGUGGUCAAACUAAUCGCUGCACUUUGGCCCUUCAUAUUAACCUUUGGUUGGGCCGCGUUGGCAAGGAUCCACCGCCAUCGCUAA
Triticum turgidum subsp. durum (durum wheat) is the source of this 636-nucleotide messenger RNA. Lineage: Eukaryota; Viridiplantae; Streptophyta; Magnoliopsida; Poales; Poaceae. The record is from the annotation of a GenBank genome assembly.